Messenger RNA from Papilio polytes (common Mormon), 2244 nucleotides. RefSeq names its product collagen alpha-1(IV) chain-like (gene NimB). The record is from RefSeq and is a predicted model, not a curated record. The coding region runs from base 79 to 2160 and encodes 693 amino acids. The transcript has 8 exons. NCBI's taxonomy places the organism in Eukaryota, Metazoa, Arthropoda, Insecta, Lepidoptera, Papilionidae.
ACUGAUGCCGCACAAUAAUGUCAGUGCCACUUCGAAUGCCAAUCAGUGCAGAAGUCCAACCAGUUAAAUAAACGUAAGAUGCUGCUCUACGCAUCCGUCGCGGUGCUGGCAUGCCUCGGUGUCCUCAGCGACGCGCAGUACGUGAAGACUGUCAAAGGUGGUCAUGGAGGUGGACACCGGUACUAUGCCGGUGACAACCUUGUCAAGUACUUCGGAAACCGCACGCAGCAUGGCUAUGACAUGACAUCAGUCAACUAUGACGUCGGCGUGUGCUAUAUUGAAGUUCCGACUGCUAGUCUGGUGAGAGAUCCAGCUCACGUUCCAGCCGGGAAUGGCUCAAGACCAGACCUUAGCCGUAUCAGAUCAUGUUGCAAAGGCUAUGUGAGGAAUAUCCACAACUCGAGGCUCUGCGACCCGGUGUGCUCUCAAGAAUGUGUUAACGCUCUAUGCACGGCACCAGAGACCUGCACAUGCUUCCCUGACCACGUGAAGAAUGUAGCUGGAUUUUGUAUUCCGACGUGCCCUAUUGGCUGUCAGAACGGCCACUGCUCUGGCGGCGAAUGUCUCUGUAAAGAAGGCUACAAGCUGGAUUCAGAUAGCAAGUACUGCUUACCUGACUGUAAGGAGAACUGUGGUGGUAUUGGUAAUUGCACAGCUCCUAAUACUUGCGAGUGUAAAACCGGUUAUCAGUCGACACCUCAAGGGUCAUGCAAACCGUCCUGCGUCCACUGCAUUGACGGCGAGUGCGUGGCUCCCAACGAAUGCCGUUGCCGUCAGGGCUUCAGGACGGACGACAAAGGUCAAUGCGUACCACAAUGUGACCAAGGAUGUGGACCCAACGGUCGCUGUAUUGCACCCAAUGUUUGCGCAUUCGCAGCAAUUGAUUCGUCAACAGUAAGACCCGGUGUACUUAAUCAACAUGGACAAUAUCCUAACCAGCCUGGGUAUACAAGUCAAUACCCUGGUCAACCCGGGUAUCCACACCAAUCAGGUUACAGGCCAGGUCAACAAUCAAAUCAACCAGGUCAACAUAGUAAUCCUACAGAUCAUACAAGCAAUCGUCCAGAUCAACCAGGACAAUAUCCUGGGCAGCCCGGUCAUCAUCCAAACCAACCAGGAUACCGGCCAGGUCAUCAGCAAUUCCAACCAGGAUACCAACCAGGCCAAAACCCAAAUCAACCAGGGCAACAAACGAAUCAGUCAACUUUGUAUCCUGAUCAAUUAAGUCAAUAUCCUAGUCAGCCUGGUCAAUACCCAAAUCAACCUGGUCAGAAUCCUAAUCAGCCAAGUCAAAUCCCUAACCAACCAGGUCAAUAUCCUUACCAACCAGGUUCAUAUCCUAGUCAGCCAGGUCAACACCCUAAUCAACUUGGUCAACAUCCUAAUCUACCUGGUCAAUAUCCGAGUCAGCCAGGUCAACACCCUAAUCAACCUGGUCAACAUCCUAAUCUACCUGGUCAAUAUCCCAGUCAGCCAGGUCAACAUUCUAAUCAACCCAGUCAAUUUCCUGACCAAUCUAGUCAAUACCCUACUCAAUCUGGACUAUACCCCAAUAUAUCUGGCCAGCCUGGAGAAAUAUUAAACCAAACAGAUCGUCCAUACCAGCCCAAUCAAUAUCCAUAUCAAGCAGGACAACAUCCUGUUCGACCUGAUCUACCCAACUUAAAUGGCUCUCGAGAUCACCCAGGUCAGCAUCCUAAUCAACCGAACCAAUAUCCGUACCAUCCCGGGUAUCCCCAGCCCGGCCAAUACCCGAUUAUACCUGGACAGUAUCAACCCCUGCCCGGUCCUUACCCAUUCCAACCUGGUCAAUCUCCGAAUCAAAACAUGUAUACGUACCCUGGGCAGGAUUACAGGCCAUUGUACCCGGAAAAUCAAUAUUCUCCUGACAGUGAUGUUCAAGUUAUGUGCUCCGUGACAUGUAUCAAUGGAUACUGUAUUGAAGGGAAUAGAUGUGGUUGCAACCGAGGUUAUGUAUUGGACAAAGAAGAUCCAUCGGAAACCAGGUGUAUCCCUCAUUGUCCUGGCGGCUGCCAUAAUGGAGUUUGUUCUGGGCCUAACUUCUGCAUCUGUAAUAUGGGCUAUUACAAAGACCGUAGUGUCAAAGGGAGAGCAAUUUGCGUCAAGCGCAUACGAAGGUCGAUUUCUCUAACUCCGUGAAUAUUGUAAAAAUUGAAAAAUUAUGUACUUCAAACAUAAUCCUACAAGGCUACUUCGUAAAAUAAAACGCAUUGGUAAUGUUUG